AUUCUCCAUUGCCUUAUUGUUUGACCUAUAUAUCUCUUGUCACUCAUAACAGGUACCUCUCCAGCCAGAGAAUCACCAUGAAGAAGUCUCCUCAAGUGGCUCGAGUCUCUCGACCACCAAGCCCUGGCAGUGAUUCUGAUGGCAAUGACCAAGGUGACGACCAAAGCAUCGUAAUCCCCGGUGCCCGUGGCAGCAGCAAACUCAACGCUACAGUUAAUAGCUUUCAAGAGAAAGAACUCUCGAGGUUUGUUCCUUCACCAAUGCCUACAGAUUUAUCAGUCCAAGUUCAGGGAAUCACCUUUAAUGUUCACAAGUAUCCCUUGGUGUCAAAAUGUGGCUACAUACACCGAUUAGAACUUCAGCCUUCAAUCUUAAAUUCGGGGUUCGACGUCAAGCUUGAAAACUUCCCAGGAGGAUCAGAAACAUUUGAAUUUGUUCUAAAAUUUUGUUAUGAUCUCCCAGUAGACUUUAAUUCUAACAACAUUGCUCCACUAAGAUGUGCAUCAGAAUUUCUGGAGAUGACGGAAGAGCUUGGAGAUGGAAAUCUCAUCACCAAGACAGAAGCUUUCCUCACAUUUGUAGUCCUUUCCUCUUGGAAAGACACCAUUACUGUUCUAAAAUCCUGUGAAACUCUAUCUCCAUGGGCUGAAAAUCUCCAGAUAGUCAGAAGAUGUUGUGACUCAAUAGCUUGGAAGGCUUCUAGAGAAAUCUUAACAACUGGAGAUGAACUUAUUGAAGAAGGCUGGUGGUUUGAUAAUGCUGCUACCCUUCACAUGGAUCAUUUCAUAAAGAUUAUAGCUGCAAUAAGUUCAAGGGGAACAAAACCAGAGAUCAUAGGUAAAUGUAUCAUGCACUAUGCAGAUAGAUGGUUGCCAGGUAUGGACAUGGAGUUAGGAGGACUAAGAGGUUAUGGGCAUGGAAAGAACGAACUGCCAUUUUGUGUCUAUAGUGGGAAGGAAGAAGGGGGCAGUGGAAACAGUACGGAGCAAAAAACAAUUAUUGAAAGCCUAGUAAGCAUACUUCCUCCUCAACAAGAAGCUGUUUCAUGCAAGUUCCUGUUCAAGAUGUUAAAGAUGGCAAUGGUAUAUUCUGCAACACCAGCAUUGAUUUCAGAGCUGGAAAAGAGACUCGCAAUGAUGUUGGAAGAUGCCAAUGUGAACGAUCUUCUGGUCCCUAGUUAUAAAAAUUCCAUUCAAGGCAAGCUGGUGAAUUCGGAACAAUGCACAAUGCAUGAUAUAGAUGUUGUGCAAAGGAUAGUGGAUUAUUUUUUGAUGCAAGAACAGCAGCAACAGCAACAGAAGUCUAGAAAAUGCAAUCUUAGUAAGAUCUUAGAUAAUUACCUGGCUGAGAUUGCAAGAGACCCAAACCUCUCUAUCACUAAGUUUCAGGUUUUAGCUGAAUCACUACCAGAAAAUGAUCGGCCAUGCCAUGAUGGUCUCUACAGGGCCAUUGCAGCUACCUCAAGGUUACCUACUCAUCCUUCACUAUCUGAGCAUGACCGGAGAAGGCUGUGCAAAAUAAUGAACUGUGAGAAACUGUCUUUUGAUGCAUGCGUGCAUGCUGCACAAAAUGAUCGAUUACCUCUACGAACUGUUGUCCAGGUGCUGUUUUCAGAGCAAGUAAAGAUGAGGGCAGUAAUGCAAGAGAAGGAGCCAGCGCCAAGCGGCAAUAUCUCCGAACAGGAGGGAAACCAGUCAUCUACAGAUGCAGAGAUAAAGACGCUCAAGACAGAGCUUGAAGUUGUUAAGAUGAAUAUGGCAGAGCUGCAGAAUGACUACUCUGAGUUACAGUGGGAGUAUGAAAAGCUAGGCAACAAGCAAACGAACAUAUUCCAAUGGAGUUUCAGCUGGAGAAAGAUCAAGAACUCUUUCCAUACUAAAGUGGAAGGGAAAGAAACUGGAGCUGGAAAGCAGAUACCCAACCACUUCAGACGAAGGUUAUCCAUUUCCUAAUUGACUUACCAUCGGAACAAACACCCUGUACUAUAAAUGCUAAGUCCAUCAAAGAGCCUUCAGAGGAUCAUGCAGAGAAAUAUGACAAUCUGCCUUCUAGCUUGUCCAAGCUCAAAAAAUAUAGCAGAUGCACAUAGAAUUUGUAUCAGUUAGCAAUGAAGAAUAGAAGAUCGUAUUUCUUCUUC
Molecule: messenger RNA, 2137 nt
Organism: Juglans microcarpa x Juglans regia
Lineage: Eukaryota; Viridiplantae; Streptophyta; Magnoliopsida; Fagales; Juglandaceae
Product: BTB/POZ domain-containing protein DOT3-like
Exons: 6
Coding region: 78-1952 (624 amino acids)
Molecular function (GO): protein binding
Source: RefSeq, a predicted model, not a curated record